Messenger RNA from Pistacia vera, 2436 nucleotides. RefSeq lists its product as uncharacterized. The annotation marks the transcript as partial. NCBI's taxonomy places the organism in Eukaryota, Viridiplantae, Streptophyta, Magnoliopsida, Sapindales, Anacardiaceae. The record is from RefSeq and is a predicted model, not a curated record. The transcript is spliced from 7 exons.
CGUGAGCCUUGCUUGGAUGAGAAAAACAGAAAUGUACGCACCCCUUUCCCUUCUGUACAGGAAGAGUCAGAAAUGCCCUUUAUCUCAUGUUUGGCCGAUCAGGCUACUGGAGAUCCUAAAGGAUGUUCAAAUGUUGAAGCAGGAGAGACAGAUCCAAGCAGUGUCUUAAAUUCAAGUAAACAGUGCACUAUGGGAGAGAAUAAAGUCUUGCUGCAGGGUGAGCUUUGCUUGGAAGAGAGGAAAAGAAGUGCACACACCCCUUUCACCUUUGCAAUAGAAGAAUCAGAAGUGCCCUUUAUCUCAAGUUUGGCCGAUCAAGGUACUGGAGAUUCUGAAGGGUGUUCAAAUGUGGAAGCAGGAGUAUCAGUUCCAAUUAGUGUUCCUGAUUCAAGUAAACAGUGCACCCUGGAAGAGAAUAAAGUCUUACCACAUCUUGAUGUUAAAUUUGAACCGGGAAAUAUUGAAAACUUGACCUGUACUGAAAGAGGCAAGCAGGAAAGGAAAUCUCAUCUGGAAGAAAAUGGUGAAUUUCUAUACUGUUCAGCUGAAUUUAAAAGUAGAAAAUCCAUGGAGUUGACCUAUGCUGACCAAGCCAUUCCUGAGUUUGAGGGUUUCAUUGUGCAAACAGAUAAUGAACAAUCAUGCACGGAAGAGAGCAUUAACUUCGACGAAUUGAACCUAACAAAAUCUACAAUAGAACGUGCUAGUUUACUUGAGCGGCUUUGCAAAUCUGCGUCCAUGCAUACUCCACUAUCCCAUUUUUCUACCACUUAUAAAUUACAGAGAGCGCCAAAUUUAUAUCAGUCAGUUCCAAAUGGGCUGCUAGAGUGUGACCUGAGGAGCAACUUUUUUACGAUUGAUGAUAUAGGCAAGCAAUUUAAGUCCAGCAGCUUCGAUGUGGAUGUCAAUAAUGCUUUGGAAGGAAGAUCCUACUCUGAUUGCUUACCAUUUUCUAGUGUUCAAUCUGCCUGGGAUAUCAGGAAACCUUUUACAUCUCCAGUUGGGAAACUAUGGGAUAGAACUUCAUCAAGCUCUGGAAGUUCAGAGAAGCGAGGUAGCUUAAAUGCAGAGCUUCCCUGCAUUAUUGAAGAAAAUGAGAACACACAUGAGGUUGCUGAUGCAUUUCAAGAAGGCAUAACUUCAGAAGUGAUUUCCCCAGUCAAACGAGAACCGCUUGCUGACAUCACCGAAGAUCCAAACCUUCCAGCAUCUGUUUCUAGAGGUGAGAUAUUUGCUGCUAGAGAUAGUAUAGAAUCUGUAAAAACAGAUUACAGCUUCACUGGGACUUGCAAUAGGGUCAACCAGAAGCUUGAACACCAUAACAGCAGCAAGAAACAACUUACAAAGAAGAUGAAAGUGAGCGCUAGUAUAGCACCCGGAGAAAAGGGUACCUACAGGUUAAGAGAAUCGGUUCGUAAUAGGUUCAGUAAGCCAAAAGUAUCUGGAAAACCCAGUUUGAGAAAAGGAGGCCCAAGUUUAGCAGAAAAGGAAACUAAGCAUAAUAAUAUUGUAUCCAAUCUCACUUCCUUUAUUCCGCUUGUUCAACGAAAACAAGCAGCCGCAAUUAUCACAGGAAAGAGGGAUGUUAAAGUGAAGGCCCUAGAGGCUGCUGAGGCCGCAAAGCGUCUUGCACAAGAGAAAGAGAAUGAACGUAAGAUGAAGAAGGAAGCCAUGAAAUCUGUACGAGCAAGACUGGAGCAAGAAAAUCUGAAGCAAGUGGAAGCUCAGAAGAAAAAGAAAGAAGAGGAACGAAAGAAGAAAGAAGCUGAAAUGGCUGCCAGAAAGAGACAGAGAGAAGAAGAAGAAAGAAAGGAGAAGGAGCGCAAAAGAAAGCGUCUUGUUGAAUCUUUUAAGCAGCAGCGAGAAAACGAGGAAAAGCUACGCAUGAAGAAAGAGAAUGAAGUGAAAGGCCGGUCCAUUGAUGAGCGAGCAAAUGAGAUGAAGGUUUCUAAGGAUGAAACAGGAAAGGAUAACAGAAAGGAAAAAGAAAUGGGAAAGCCUGAGAAAGCUAGCAUUGUCCCUGAAGUUUGUAAGAUUUCGACUGGUUACGGUGAUAAUACAGAGGUAAUGAGCAAUGUAGUACAGAAAGCAGCAGAAGAUCACAACCUUGGUACCAACCAAUACCAGGAAGAAUCUUACGACAUUUCCCCAUAUAAAGGUUCCGAUGAUGAAGAUGAAGACGAAGAUGACAUACCUAAUACUAAAUUCAUUCCUUCAUGGGCCAGUAAAAAUCGAGUGGCGGAGGCCAUUGCUUCCCAGCAAAAACUAAACCCAGAAACGAUUUUCCCCCGACAAAGUUUUUGCAGAGUAAUUGAAGUACUCCAGCCCCGUAAAAAACAGCCACAUCCAAGAUAAGGACAUGUAAAUUAUAUUAGAUCUUAGAUCACAUUCGAUUCCCAAUAUGCAUAAUCUGCGUUCAGUUGACUCAAUAAAAGG